Molecule: messenger RNA, 5102 nt
Organism: Pantherophis guttatus
Lineage: Eukaryota; Metazoa; Chordata; Lepidosauria; Squamata; Colubridae
Gene: KIF5B
Product: kinesin family member 5B
Biological process (GO): microtubule-based movement
Molecular function (GO): microtubule motor activity; microtubule binding; ATP binding
Source: RefSeq, a predicted model, not a curated record
CCUUCGUUUUAAAUAAGGGGAGGUCUCGGUUUCGCCGGUCUCGGGUGCCUUCAUGGCUGCCAUAUUGGAAAGGAAGUGAGUGCUGGAGGUAGCGGUAGAGUAGGGGCGGAAAAGCCCUUCAUUCCUAGUGCGGUGGAGGACGUAGUUAUUUCCCUUGACCAAGGAAAAGAUAAUUCGGCAGUGGAUUCAGGAGCUGAGCGGCAGGGGAGCUUGACAGGCAGCAUCCCAGAGGGAAAAACGGUGGCUGAAGCGGGCGGCGGCGGCGGCUUUGGCCUAAAAUGGCGGACCCGGCGGAGUGCAACAUCAAAGUGAUGUGUCGCUUCAGACCCCUCAACGAUUCGGAAGUGAUUCGAGGCGACAAGUAUAUUGCCAAGUUCCAGGGCGAAGAUACCGUCGUGAUCGCGACUAGGCCUUAUGCAUUUGAUCAUGUAUUCCAGUCACACACAUCCCAAGAACAAGUAUAUAAUGAUUGUGCUAAAAAGAUUGUUAAAGAUGUACUUGAAGGAUACAAUGGUACAAUAUUUGCUUAUGGACAAACAUCGUCUGGGAAAACUCACACUAUGGAGGGGAAGUUGCAUGAUCCAGAUGGAAUGGGGAUUAUUCCAAGAAUAGUGCAAGAUAUAUUUAAUUAUAUUUAUUCCAUGGAUGAAAAUUUGGAAUUUCAUAUUAAGGUAUCAUAUUUUGAAAUUUAUUUGGAUAAAAUAAGGGACCUUUUAGAUGUCUCAAAGACCAAUCUUUCUGUUCAUGAGGACAAAAACCGAGUACCUUAUGUGAAAGGCUGCACUGAACGGUUUGUAUGUAGUCCAGACGAAGUUAUGGAUACUAUAGAUGAAGGAAAAUCAAACAGGCAUGUAGCAGUUACAAAUAUGAAUGAACAUAGCUCUCGAAGUCAUAGCAUCUUUCUCAUUAAUGUAAAGCAAGAAAACACUCAAACAGAGCAGAAAUUGAGUGGGAAACUUUAUCUUGUAGACUUGGCAGGUAGUGAAAAGGUUAGUAAAACUGGAGCAGAAGGUGCAGUAUUGGAUGAGGCUAAAAAUAUCAACAAAUCUCUAUCAGCUCUUGGAAAUGUCAUUUCUGCUUUAGCUGAAAAUAGUACAUAUGUUCCAUAUCGAGAUAGUAAAAUGACCAGAAUUUUACAAGAUUCCUUAGGAGGCAAUUGUAGAACCACAAUUGUUAUUUGCUGCUCCCCAUCAUCUUACAAUGAAUCUGAAACAAAAUCUACACUGUUAUUUGGUCAGAGAGCCAAGACUAUCAAGAAUACAGUGUGUGUUAACGUAGAAUUAACUGCAGAACAGUGGAAGAAAAAAUAUGAAAAAGAAAAGGAGAAAAACAAAACACUACGUAACACUAUCCAGUGGCUUGAAAAUGAGCUCAGUAGAUGGCGCAAUGGAGAGACUGUACCACUUGAGGAACAGUUUGACAAAGAAAAGGCUAAUUUGGAAGCAUUUGCUGUGGAUAAAGAUACUACGAUUAUUAAUGAUACCCCAACUCCUACUAUUGGAGUGAUUGGCAAUUUUACUGAUGCUGAAAGGAGAAAGUGUGAAGAAGAAAUGGCUAAAGUGUAUAAACAGUUAGAUGACAAGGAUGAAGAAAUUAAUCAACAAAGCCAAUUAGUGGAAAAACUAAAAACACAGAUGUUGGAUCAGGAAGAGCUUCUAGCAUCCACCAGACGGGACCAAGACAAUAUGCAAGCUGAACUGAAUCGCCUUCAGGCUGAAAAUGAUGCUUCUAAAGAAGAGGUAAAAGAGGUUCUCCAGGCCCUUGAGGAACUUGCUGUCAACUAUGAUCAAAAGUCACAAGAAGUUGAAGACAAGGCAAAGGAGUAUGAAAUACUAAGUGAGGAAUUGAAUCAGAAAUCGAUAACAUUAGCUAGUAUAGAUGGAGAACUUCAAAAACUUAAAGAAAUGACUAAUCAUCAGAAAAAACGUGCAACUGAAAUGAUGGCAUCUCUUUUAAAAGAUCUUGCAGAAAUAGGAAUUGCAGUUGGAAACAACGAUGUAAAGCAGCCAGAAGGAACUGGUAUGAUAGAUGAGGAAUUCACAGUUGCAAGACUCUACAUCAGUAAAAUGAAAUCUGAAGUAAAGACUAUGGUAAAACGAUGUAAGCAGUUAGAAAGUACACAGAUAGAAAGCAAUAAAAAAAUGGAAGAAAAUGAAAAGGAACUAGCAGCCUGUCAGCUUCGUAUUUCACAGCACGAAGCCAAGAUCAAAUCACUUACAGAAUAUCUUCAGAAUGUGGAACAGAAGAAAAGACAGCUUGAAGAGUCUGUGGAUUCUCUUAAUGAUGAGCUAGUUGAGCUCCACGCCCAAAGAAAAGUUCAUGAAAUGGAAAAGGAACAUCUGAACAAAGUUCAGACUGCAAAUGAGGCCAAGCAAGCAGUUGAGCAGCAAAUCCAAAGUCACCGUGAGACUCAUCAGAAGCAGAUUAGCAGCUUGAGAGAUGAAAUUGAGACAAAAGAAAAAUUAAUAACUGAUUUGCAAGAUCAAAAUCAGAAGAUAAUACUAGAGCAGGAACGACUCAGAAUUGAACAUGAUAAGCUGAAAACUGUGGAUCAGGAAAAAAGCAAGAAAUUGCAUGAACUUACUGUUAUGCAAGAUAGAAGAGAGCAAGCAAGGCAAGAUCUAAAAGGUUUAGAAGAGACUGUGGCCAAAGAACUUCAGACUCUGCAUAAUCUCAGAAAACUCUUUGUUCAAGAUUUGGCCACCAGAGUUAAGAAGAGUGCAGAGAUUGAUUCAGAUGAUACUGGUGGGAGUGCUGCUCAGAAACAGAAGAUUUCUUUCCUAGAGAACAAUCUUGAACAGCUCACAAAAGUCCACAAACAGUUGGUACGUGAUAAUGCAGAUCUUCGUUGUGAACUUCCGAAACUGGAGAAACGGCUUAGAGCUACAGCUGAAAGAGUUAAGGCUUUGGAAUCAGCAUUAAAAGAAGCAAAAGAAAAUGCUUCCCGAGAUCGUAAGCGAUACCAGCAAGAAGUAGAUCGAAUUAAAGAAGCAGUGAGAUCAAAGAACAUGAUCAGAAAGGCACAUUCAGCACAGAUUGCUAAGCCUAUUCGUCCUGGUCAACAUCCAGCUGCUUCUCCAACUCAUCCAAAUGCAAUUCGUGGUGGAACUGCUUUUACCCAAAAUAGUCAGCCAGUUGCUGUUCGUGGAGGUGGAGCUCGGCAAGAGAAAGCAUAAAUUUUGAUGAUCAAGAUGGUGAGAAGUACACACAACAUGAUCAGAAUUGGAUAUUGCGCAAUGAGAGUCAUUCCUUGAAAGUUAGAAAAUUGUAUAAAUUUGUACCAUCUGUACAGCUCUCCUCAUUUUUGGAUUUGGCUAAUUGAGUCCCAACAAAUUAGAAUUCUUUUUUCUUUUUUGGAAAAUUGACAUAAAGCUUAAAAUGUAGGUCUCAUUACAUGAUCUGUCAUUCACGUCUUAAAUUUAGUCUGCACUGUGCCAAGUUGAAUGUAUGUUAAGCAACAUCUUAAAAUUUCCUAGUUUAAUUUAUGUAUAUUUAAUGGUCUUAGGAAGUGUGGAGCUAUGUUGAAAUAAGUUUUAAACUUUACCACUUUAAUUACACUACUUGACCCACUCAUGAAUUAGAACAAUACUGUACAUUAAUUUUGCCUAUACGGCUGUACAUUAAUUUUGCCUAUGUGGCUGUAUAGAAACUAAGACUAAAAUUAUUUGUACAAUAUGAAAUUACUGAGAUGUGUUUAUGACGACUGUUGCCUUUAGGCACUGAAAUCUCAAAAACAUAGAACUAAGAAAGUGUUUUUGUAAGGCUAUGUAAUUGUUUAGUUAAAUAUCUCUUACUGGGUUAUUGAGUUAAUACUGGGUAUAGCAAGUAAUAAAUAUAGAUUGACAUGAAAAGAUUUGGCAAUGACUUCAAUUUGUCCUAUUCCUGACUAUACACAGAUUAGCAUGAUGAGAUGAAAACAUUCUGCUUCCUCUUGAUGAGCCUAUCAAUCAUCAGAGCUGUAUAAAUUUGGAGAAGAACUUGGGAAUUUAUUAUGCAUUUGUGUUUUUUACUGUAAUAAACUUUAUUCUACAAGUAAACGCUACAGUGUUCUAUAAAUGACAGUCUAGAGUAGCCUGUAAGCUACAAAUUUGGUUUAAAGUUUGAGAAUAAGAAUGGAUUCAUUAAUUUUCAGCAAACUGAAAAACAGGAGCAAAGUUAAUUGUUUAAAAAGUCCAGAAAUGUUAGAUGACUAUGGAAAUUGAGCUAUACUGAACUUUGACUGUAAUUAAUUUGUAAAUCUAGAUUUCUGUAAAUGUAUGUUUUCCAGACAUCUUCUCAGACAAAUUAAUUAGUGUUCUAUUUGUUUUUGCAAAAAGUCCCAAGUCCCUGGUGGUGUGUUUUUUUCAAAUGAGAGUUUUGCCCUUUAGAAUGACGCUUCAGGAAGUUCAAAUAAUGCCUUUGAUAGGGACUUCCUGCACGAUAAAUUCUAAAAGAGUUAGAAGUCUUUCUCAUAACAAUCGUAAGGUUUAUAGGAGUAGAAGAAUAAACUGCAGCAAUGGAGACGCUAAAUAACUGCUUUCUUGGAAUGCAUUUAUGCUAGUUUUGUAUCGUGUUAUAGUAAAUUCACAAGCACUUGGAGAUAAAGGUUUUCUGUAGAUUUUUAUGACUAACUUUUUUACAAAUUAAAGUAUUUGUAUUAUGAUGAAGCUUAAUAAUAGAAAAAUUAGGCUUUUUCCCAAUAACUUCUCAUUUGUGAUUUUUAAAAUAAUUUUUAGAGUCUGGACUUUUUUUUUAAUCACCAAGCUGUUGAAAGUUUUGGAAUUGAACUAACACAGUUCUGUGUUUAAAAUAAACCCUCUAGACAUAAAAUGAAAAGACCUCUGCAACGUAAGAGGGGACUUGUACAAAGGGAAAUGGAUAUUUAAGUAACGGUUCUUAGUGUUUUCAGUUGCAAUAGCCUAUGCCACUUUCUCAACAGUAACAUAUUGUUCUAAUCCCGAUUCAGUUUGCAUAGUUCAAAUUUGGUUUCUUGGCAGGAUAUUGAAAUGAAGCAGGAUAUUUUCUCAUGGUUGUUUAUGGUAGUUUCAUUUCUGUAAGUAAUGUAUCACGGGUUUUGGUGCUGAUAUGGCUGUGUAAAUUAAAUAAACUGUACCUAGCAUGUA